AUGGGAAGACAACCACUAGUACUUGUGGCUGAUGCAGAGCUAUGCAGAGAAGUUGGAAUCAAGAAAUUUAAAGACAUUCCAAACAGAAGCAUUCCCUCUCCUAUUUUGGCUUCUCCACUUCACAGAAAAGGUCUUUUUUGGAUAAGGGAUUCAAGAUGGUCAACUAUGAGAAACACUAUAGUUUCAGUGUACCAACCAUCAUACUUAGCAAAAUUAGUCCCCAUGAUGCAAUCCUUUAUAGAAACCACAUCUCAAAACAUCUCAAUGGAUGAUCAAGAUAUAAUCUUCAAUGAAUUCUCACUCAAAACAGCUACCGAUGUGAUUGGAAAAGCUGCUUUCGGGUUUGACUUUGGCAUCUCUAACUCAAACAACCAUCAAAACAACGAUAAACAUAUAGAAUCAUUUAUCAAGCAACAAAUUUACUCCACUACAAUGCUUAAAAUGGACUUAUACGGUUCAUUUUCAAUCAUUUUAGGCCUCCUUCUCCCUAUACAUCAAGAACCCGUUCGCCAAAUACUUAAGCGAAUUCCUUACACCAUGGACUGGAAGAUUGAAAGAACCAACAACAACUUGAAUAGUCAACUUGACCAAAUAGUGGUUAACAAAAUGAAAGAGGAACAAAGAGGGUCAAAAGAUUUCUUGUCAUUGAUAUUGAAUGCAAGAGAAUCCGAGACUGUUUCCAAGAACUUGUUCACAUUAUUCAAAACUAACUAUUUUGAGAUUAUUCAAAAGAAAGUAAAAACCCUAACUUAA
Messenger RNA from Helianthus annuus (common sunflower), 753 nucleotides. RefSeq names its product cytochrome P450 711A1. The record is from RefSeq and is a predicted model, not a curated record. The transcript is spliced from 2 exons. Gene Ontology annotation, molecular function: heme binding; monooxygenase activity; iron ion binding. Lineage: Eukaryota; Viridiplantae; Streptophyta; Magnoliopsida; Asterales; Asteraceae. Bases 1 to 753 code for a protein of 250 amino acids.